AUGACUGAAGCUAAGAGAGCCCAAAAGCAGUGGAAUGUUCCUAAUAAUCUGAGACCAUCUCCGAGUUUGACCUUGUUCAAUAGUUUGAGCAGGAAAAAAGAAGUGUUCGUACCUAAUGAAGGUCGGAUAGUAAAAUGGUACAUAUGUGGUCCUACUGUUUAUGAUUCCUCUCAUAUGGGCCAUGCACGUGCUUAUCUUUCGCUAGAUAUUCUUCGAAGAGUAAUGACGGAUUACUUUGGAUAUGAUGUUCAAUUCAUAAUGAACAUUACAGAUAUCGACGAUAAGAUCAUCAAAAGAGCAAGACAACGCCAUCUACUUACUAAUUAUGUUGAUGGAAAACAGGCUCCUUCAGUUGCUGAAAUAACCUCUGAUGUGAUCGCUUCUUUAGAAUUUUUCAAGGUGAAAUUCGAAAAUGAAGAAGAUGUGGACAAGAAAGCAAUGCAAGCCAAAAUGAUCACAAAAGUUGAAUCAUCUGCAUCCAUUCUAGAGAAAGCUUUGAUUUCCGGAGAUCAGCCUAGUAUAGAAUCAGCUAAAGGUAGACUUUUGAACGAUGCCAGAGAUAUUCUGUCAGAUUGGCUCGAUUCCAAGUACGGUCACGAAAUCACUGAUCAUAGUAUUUUCAACAAUUUGGCCAAAACUUAUGAAAAUGAGUUUUUGGCUGAUAUGCAUCGAUUGAACGUGUUACCUCCUGAUGUUCUUACCAGAGUAUCUGAGUAUGUUCCUGAAGUCAUCAACUACAUACAGAAGAUAAUCCAGAACAACUAUGCAUAUGCCACUAACGAUGGUUCAGUUUACUUCGACACGGAGAAAUUCAAAGCUAAUCCAAAACAUUUUUAUGCUAAGUUAGUCCCGGAAGCUGUUGUUGAUCAUCAAGGAAACAAAACUUUACUGGAUGCUGAAGGAGAACUGACCAGUGUUUCGCAGGGAAAAAAGAACAACUCGGACUUUGCAUUGUGGAAAUCUUCGAAGCCUGGUGAGCCGCUCUGGGAUUCCCCUUGGGGAAAAGGAAGACCAGGUUGGCAUAUCGAGUGCUCAGCAAUGUGCUCCGAAAUCUGUGGCGAAAAGUUGGACAUUCAUGCUGGUGGAUUUGAUUUGAAGUUCCCUCAUCAUGAUAAUGAAAUUGCUCAGUGUGAAGCUCAUAGCGAUCAGUCUCAUUGGGUGAACUACUUCCUCCAUUGUGGAACUUUGAAAAUCGCUGGUUUGAAAAUGAGUAAAUCUCUGAAAAACUUCAUUACUAUACGUGAGGCUCUGACAUCUUACACAUCCCGUCAACUGCGUCUACUCUUCUUAAUGCAUAAUUGGACGGACGUAUUGGAUUAUAGCCCAUCGACUAUGGAGCUUGCUCAAAAUUUCGAAAAAGUUACUAACGAGUUCUUCUUGCUCGUCAAAGAUUUCCUUAGGAGACAUUAUAAACCUGAUAGCACUUCAGGUUUCGUGAAAUUCAAUGAAAGAGAAUUGACUCUCUCUAACCAAUUUUCACGUAUAAAGGAAGAGAUUCAUAUUGCUCUAUGUGAUUCUGUUGAUACUCGUACGGUCGUUCAUAAAAUUAGGGAGCUUGUAGCGCUAGGAAAUGCAUAUAUCGCGGAGAAGGAAACCGAAAACGUGGUUCCCAAUUGCAUGUUGUUGAAGAACAUAGCUGCUUUCAUAACACGCUUGUUUGAAGUUUUCGGUAUCAUCAACACUUCCAGAGACAUCGGGUUCCCUAUUGAAGGAGCUAGUGGUGAAACCGGCUCACAUGAAGGAAUGAUUAUGCCAUAUCUGGUUACCCUAAGUGACUUCCGGGAGAAUGUUCGUUUAAUCGCUAAGAAGGAGAAGAUCACUGAAAUUUUAGAGGAAUGUGAUCGUUUACGCGAUGAAAUUCUACCAGAACUUGGAGUGAGGCUAGAAGAUAGAGCGGGUCAAACCGUGGUUAAACUUGCUGAUCGAGAGACUUUGAGAAAAGAGCAGGAGCAGAAGAAAGCUUUGGAAGAACAGAAGAAACUUGAAAAAGAAAAGAAGGCUGCUGAACGAGAAGCCAAAGAAGCAGCCAAAGCUGCUGCAAAGAAGGUUAAUCCCAACGACAUGUUCAAAACAGCUGAAGAUCAAGAGAAGUAUUCGGCCUGGGAUGAAAAGGGAAUACCAACUCACGUUAAAGAUGGAGAAGAAAUUUCGAAAAAACUAAGGAAGAAGCUGGAAAAACUUCAUGAACAACAAUGUAAAGUGUUCCUAGAAUCGAACGAAAAACAAUGA
Messenger RNA from Auanema sp. JU1783, 2229 nucleotides. The record is from the annotation of a GenBank genome assembly. NCBI's taxonomy places the organism in Eukaryota, Metazoa, Nematoda, Chromadorea, Rhabditida, Rhabditidae.